CGAUGUUGGAACUGGUCACAAAGGCUAAGCCUGAUAGAUUUGAUGAAACAUGUUCUUGUCUUAUAGGUCGUCUGACGAAUCGGCCUGUGGUUGCACCUUGUGACAUUAUCUGCUUCGGUGUGCAGGUCGCUUUGGUUAUGGAGGACCCAAAUCAGGGUCAGGUUUUCCUCACUCAGCAAGGUGAUGCCGCGCAAUCCCUGCUUGAUCUUCUCCAAGCACUCCUUAGCUAUCCGAAGCUCAACAAUGAGAUGCGACGCAUCUUCCGUUACGCGCUCACCAAGCUCGCCACAAAGUCAGGACGAUAUCCGCAGUGCCUGCACCUGAGGAAUCUGGCCUGGGACGGUAUCCCAAUCUCCAGCGGUCAUUUCGGCGACCUAUUCAAAGGGAGUGUCAUCGGGAGACCGGACCGACCUGUAGCUGGAAAGGUCGUCAGAGUGUACGAACACGGGUCGAGAGUUCGAUUCCUUAAAAACUUUGCGAACGAGGCUGCGGUGUGGAGCCAGCUUAGGCACCCGAACGUUGUUCCUCUGUAUAGUGUAUUCUGGAAGGAGAGCGCUCCGUGCUUAGUGUCGCCGUUCGUGGAAAACGGAAACUUACGCGCAUACCUGAAACAGAAUCCGGUUGCAGACAGGAAGCUUCUCGCGCUUGAUAUUGCGCGUGGUUUGGAGUACCUUCAUGGCGAAAAGCCCACUAUCAUCCAUGCGGACAUCAAAGGGGACAACGUUUUGAUAACGAAAAGUGGACACGCCUGUCUCGUCGAUUUUGGGCUGUCGACGGCAAAAGAUGCUGGUCUUGUCCAAGUCCCAAGUACGACGCCUGCUAUUCAUGCAGCUGCAUGGACAGCCCCCGAGAUUCUCGAACAUCAUUCCCUGGUCAACAGUAGAGGUCACGGACAACAUACGACGAUGAGUGACAUGUACUCCUUCGGCUGCGUCUGUUACGAGAUCUUCUGCAAUCAAAUACCCUUCUUUGGAAAAUACGACUGCAUAAGUCUCGUCAAGCAAGGCAAAUGCCCUGAACGUUUGAUACGUUAUACUUGGACGAUGACCGCCUAUGGGAGUUCAUGAUGUGCUGUUGGAGCCGUACUCCAUGUGAGCGCCCCAGUGCAAAUGAUGCGAUACAGUUCUUUCGUGGUCUUCUGUGUGAUGUACAAGACACUCGGGAGACGCACGAAUGGGAUUUCUCAGUUCUGUCAGACAUAGUGGCUGAGACGGAGCACCUAUUCUCUCUGAACAUAAAUGAUGCCCCGUCGAUAUAAAGGCGCCUACCCGUUUGACGCUGGGAUCUAGCUCAAUUGCAUAAUACCCCCGUAUGACUCAGGUUACUAUCAUUCCCGCGGGUAAUGACUCACCCAACGUGUAUUUUUGGUCAGAUACGUCCCCUUCUUUAUCGUAAACUUUGCGGAUGGUUCUUAUCGACA
Messenger RNA from Coniophora puteana RWD-64-598 SS2, 1420 nucleotides. RefSeq names its product kinase-like protein. The record is from RefSeq and is a predicted model, not a curated record. Gene Ontology annotation, biological process: protein phosphorylation. The transcript is spliced from 7 exons. Gene Ontology annotation, molecular function: protein kinase activity; ATP binding. The annotation marks the transcript as partial. NCBI's taxonomy places the organism in Eukaryota, Fungi, Basidiomycota, Agaricomycetes, Boletales, Coniophoraceae.